UUUUCCUAGAGGUUAGCGCCUACUUUUCCAGCGGCUAGCAGCGCAGCUUAGGCAGUGUGACAUUUUUGCAUGACUACUCACUGCAAAAUCAGAACUGGGAAACUGAAAAGCAGACAGAGCACACCUAGAAUAACGUGUGCUGCUGUUUGGUGUAGUCAUGUAGCGACGACACGACGAGUGAGGAGUAACAGAAUCAGUCGUUGUGAACUGCCACUUUCAACCAAAACAAUGUGGACUGAUGACCUGUGGACUCUUAUUAGCAGCCUGUCAUAUCAAGGAUGGAUAAAGGUGGAGUGAAGAAGAUAGCGUACAGAAGAAAGAACCAUCUAAGCAAACUGGUCUACACUGAAAGCCCUGAGGAGGGAGGUCUUCUGAAGGUGGCUCCUCACAGUGCCAUGCCCAUCACCUCUGCUCCUGUUGUUCUUCCAUCCAGCCCAUUAAUGCAGCCUGGACAGGUGACCAACGGCCUCAGCAACAGCCCAUUUCCGGAGGAGCUCGCCUCAGCCCCUGCCGCCAUCGGUUCCUUGGUUGAAAUUUCAGAAACCAGGGGACUGACCAAAGAUCAGACGCCCGAAGAGCUGCAGUUAUUCCAGACACAGACUUCUAAUACCUUUGGGCAUCAGGUCCUUCCCCAGUUGGAUGCCAGUAUGACAGACAUUACUCAGUCCUCCAUGGAUUCUCUCAUUGGGGGGUCAGAUCCCAACUUAUUCGCUGUGAAAACUGAGGAUUUCUCCAUGGAUAAAGGCGAGCAGGACCCCAGUGAUCUGGACCAUGACUUUGACCAUAUUGGUAAUGUGGACAUGAACCAGAAACUGUUCAACGAAACCAGUCUGGACCUCCUUCAGGAGUUUGAUCUCACUGCAUCCCCCUCAGAUUUUUACGUAGGGGAUGAUGCCUUUUUGUCCACGCUGGCAGACGAUUCUUUGCUCACAGACGGGGACAUGAGAGGGACAUCCGAGAGGGACAUGAAACCUCCUGCGGUGGAGAGCAUCAACACGUCUGGGUCACUCACCGGUGUUUGUGACAGCAGCAAAUUGACAAGCCCACAUGAAUCCAGCAUAGGUUUGUCCAAGUCUGCUUCUUUAACCCCUACAACCACUUUUCCAGCCGUGGUGAAAAAAGAAAAAGAUGCCGGCUUCAUUCAGCUCUGCACGCCAGGCGUGAUCAAGCAGGAGAAGACUUCUGCGGGAUAUUGUCAAAUGGGUGGCUCAAGUCCCAUCUCUAUCUGUGGGGUGAGCACUUCAGGGGGACAGAGUUACCACUUUGGGAUCAACGCCAGAAACAACGAUGCUCUGCAGGAGAAGGACCAGAAACCAGGCUUGUUCCUCCCAGUAAUGACCAUCGGUGGAGCCUGGAGCAGGAACCAGGGCGACGCCUCAGCAAUCCGCAGGGCCAGUGAGAUUUUGUCAAGUUCUCCCUCCUUCUCAUUUGCCAGUUCCAUCUCCAGACAGGAAGGGGGCACUCCAACAUCCACGACGCAGGGAAAGAGCGGGACUCAUAAAAUCUGUCUGGUGUGCUCUGAUGAGGCUUCAGGCUGCCAUUAUGGGGUCCUCACCUGUGGCAGCUGCAAGGUCUUCUUCAAGAGAGCAGUGGAAGGCCAACAUAAUUACCUGUGUGCUGGGAGGAAUGACUGUAUUAUAGACAAAAUCAGGCGAAAGAACUGCCCAGCCUGCCGCUUUCGCAAAUGCCUGAUGGCAGGCAUGAACCUGGAAGCUCGCAAAACCAAGAAGUUGAAUCGCCUAAAGGGCAGCCAGAACAGCAACCCACCAGAGUUGAUGCCUUCGCUGCCUGUCGAGGCCCGCUCCCUAGUGCCCAAGGGCAUGCCACAGCUCGUACCCACUAUGCUGUCCCUGCUGAAGGCCAUAGAGCCGGACACCAUCUUCGCCGGCUAUGACAUCACGCUCCCCGACACCUCCACGCGCCUCAUGAGCACCCUAAACAGGCUGGGUGGGCGACAGGUCAUCUCUGCUGUGAAGUGGGCCAAGGCUCUGCCAGGUUUCAAGAACCUGCAUCUGGACGACCAGAUGACCCUACUGCAGUACUCCUGGCUUUUCCUCAUGGCUUUUGGCCUGGGCUGGAGGUCUUACCAGCAGUGCAACGGCAACAUGCUCUGCUUCGCACCAGACCUCGUCAUUAACGAGGAGCGAAUGAAGCUGCCCUACAUGGCCCAGCAGUUUGAGCAGAUGCUGAAGAUUUCCAGCGAGUUCGUCAGGCUGCAGGUUUCCCACGAGGAGUAUCUGUGCAUGAAGGUCCUGCUGAUGCUCAGCACAGUGCCUAAGGACGGCCUGAAGAGCCAGGUGGUGUUCGAUGAGAUCCGGAUGUCCUACAUCAAGGAGCUGGGAAAAGCCAUAGUGAAACGUGAGGAGAACUCCAGUCAGAACUGGCAGCGUUUCUACCAGCUCACCAAGUUGCUGGACUCCAUGCACGAGAUGGGUAGUGGAUUGCUCAGCUUCUGCUUCUACACCUUCGUGAAUAAAUUCCUGAGCGUGGAGUUCCCCGAGAUGCUGGCAGAGAUCAUCAGCAAUCAGCUACCAAAAUUCAAGGCUGGGAGCGUCAAACCUCUGCUCUUCCACCAGAAGUGACUGUUUCCCGUAGCAGCAACAAUGCCUUAAACUCCCGCCACGUCACCUCACCAGGCAGACAAGACCCCUACCCUCGCCCCAACCCUUCACCCGUAUGAAAUGAGCAACGACGGAAAGGACUUUACGCCAGCAGGGAGCAGCGUUUCACAGCAGCGAGCAUACAUCUCUGUGUGAAGUAGGCUGAUGGGUCUGGUGGGGUGGGAAAGCAAUGUUUGUGUAGGAACCAGACCGCGAGCACAAGACGUUUCGCUGUGUUGAACAGUGUAAGAUGUUGGAGGUGUCUAAUAACGAGUAGGAAAUGUUUCUAAAGCUAAUGGCAAAGAGAAAUAGGUUAACAUUAACGUCGUCUCAGGUGUCUUACCUUGAAAUUCAGAGCGAUAUCUGAAAUACAUACAACAAAUAUCUAUGUAAAGGUUCUGAUAGUAUUUUCUACAUUUUCAAAGUGACAGUUUAUACAGUUUUCCAGGGUGUCGUUGCCUACGAAGGUAGCAAAUCGGAAUAACGCGCUCUUAUUAUGUAGGCUUUUUAUGUUCCACUUUUAGUUUUUAUAGGAGGUUGUAAUGAAAUGUUUUUCAGUCGCACAGAUACAACAACAAAAAACUGUUUUCUAGUGAUUUUCAAAAGCAUAUUUAAAUUGCUUUAACUAUGAGCUUAUAAAGUUGUGUGGGCCUGUUAGCUAAAGGAAAAUCUCCCACAAGCAGACCUCUUCCAGGUUUACAUGUCAAUUAUAAAAGGGAAAAAGAUGUGCCUUUUUUGCUUCAAAUAUCAUCUAAGCCAUUUUUUUCCUGCUCUACUUCAACCUCUUAUCAUCUACCUUCAUUAUAAGUUGAUUGUACUUUUUUAUAUUACACGCAGUCGCAGCUUCCCUCUUUUCUAGUGGCUGUUUAUCGUUACAAAUGGCAGCUCGCUCCAUCCUCUGUGUAGAAGUGUUGUUCUUGCUAGGAAACGAUAUUUAGCCCGCUUCCCUUCCCCCGCGAGCCGACUCGCGCAGACACCGCCGCGUUCAUCGCGACAUGAGCACUUUGCGCCCUGCUUUAAAAGACUGUGAAGAUAGAUUUGUUGUUGUGUGUCAGUCUUUCAAGGAAGCCUUAAGAUGGAAAGUGUGAACAGUUUUUUUCUUCUUGCCCCAGUAGUCUAAUAUUAGAAAAUAUGUGAUGGAUACAUGCGUUCUUUUCACAAUUGAAAGGGCAUGUAUUGUUUUGCUUUCAAGUUUGUCGUUUUUGAUAUUAGGGAGUACUAAUAUCUGUAGAUUUACUGCGGCUAAAAGUGGUUAGAAAAUAACCGUCCCCCACCUUUGCUCUUUUUAUUAUUUUUAACAAUCUUUUUGGUAUUACAGUCAUAAUUCCUCUAAAGACUCUUCCUCUGCAGUAUAUCUGUUGCUCUUCAUAAUAAUUGGCUUUGGGUAUUUUUAUUUCUUAAACCGCAUAUGUUUUCUUUAAGGAAUAGUUGACAUUUUGGGGAAAAAUCAGUUAAUGUUUUGCAAGGAUGAAGACUGGUACUACUCUCAUGUCUCUGCCAUAAACAUAAAGACUAGAUUAAGCCUAAACAUUCAUUCAUCUCUGUCUGAAUGAAACAAAGCACUUAACUAUUGACUAUCGACUGGUUAUGAUUUUGCUCUGUCCUGCACCAUAGAAGGCUAUAGAGAUGCUUUAUUGUCAAUAAAAAUACAAUAUUAUUCCAAGAUAGAUGGAAUCGAUUGAUACUCAUGUUUUUGUCAUGCCUGAUUUUAUGUAGUUAUAUAAUUAAUACAUCAGAUAGCAGCAAAGGGCUUCUGGUGCGAUGCUGUUAGUCAACAGUGAUAGUCAGGGGGCCGAACAGACAACCUUGAGGGCACCCACCACUGAAUUGUGUCCAGUCUUUAGGCUUUAGGAAUACUACCAAGACAUGAUCUGUAUUAAUGUCAAGUCUAAGCAAGAACACAAAUAUAAAUGUUUCCAUAAAUAUGAAUACAAUCCUAGUUAACAGAAUAAGUAAAGGCUUGCAUAAACGGCACGUUUGAUCAGGCUUUGGUAGAUCCCAUCAACCUCCCACAGAUGCUGAUAACGAAGCCCCUCUGCUCCUUCUGCAGCCCAAAUUAACCUGAAGUUUGUGAGUAUGUUGCACCCUUUGCAUGUGUCUUGAUUGUGUGUCUGCUGUGUAGCCGUGCCCCUCCCCCGCUGCAGUUUUACAGCACUUUGCAUCAGUUACCACGUCGCAGUUAAAAAGAGUCCCAUUACUGAGUGGAGAGGUGGCCAGAACUGAUCCUUAUUCUUCUCUGGGAACUGUUUUUUCAGUGCCAAACUCUUGUUUUUGUCUAUCUUCCGGGAUGCUGGAAGUUGGUCAGUAUUUUUUUAAAUUAUCAGACAAAUCCAAGCAUUAAAGCAUAAACACUUAUCUGGUGGAAUGAGGAAAAAGUCCUGAGCUGCCUGACCCUCAGUCCCAUGCAGUAAGGAGGGGUCAGCAGGGGUCUUUGAUUGGUGCGUUGCAACAUUUUUCAUCUAAUUUGCGUAGCUUGUCGCCUGUGUGUCUCCUAACACCCAAUCUCUCUUUUUUAUUUUAAGGUUUUACUAUGAAUGUGAUAUUUAGCGAGUUCUUAAUAAAUUAGAUAUGAGCUGUUAUUGGUAGAUGAUACGUUGUGAGCUGUCAGAAAGAAACAAAAUAUGUCAAGUGAACUACUGCAAAGUGCUCACUUCUAUAUAUAAAUAUAAAAUACGACAAAGCGUACUGUUUUUUGUAAAUGUUUAUCCCAAAUACAGAAAAAGUACCUAUAUAUGUUUUACUCUGCUCCAGAGCUCAGGUUUUAAAAACAGAUGAUCCGAUUCACACACUAUCUGUUAACGUCCACCUUGUGUUCAGAGGUGAAGAACCAAACGCAUACGACAGCUUCACACACACGUGUCUGCUUCUGUGCUUUAUGGUGUUUUAUUGUUAAAAGUCAGCUUACAGAUGUGCAAAGUUUUAAGGAAUCUGCCUCCGCCGCUCAUACGUCUGUAGACUCUAACAAACAUUCUGUUUUUCUUCGAGAUUUAACCGGAAUAGAUGAAAACCAUCCUCGCUACCUGUUAGAGGGUUACUUUCACAUUCAGUGUAUCCAAAUCUCUGCUGCUGCUCUUCAUCUUUACAAGUAUAUAUAUAUAUAUAUAGAGAGAAAGAGAUAGAUAUAUGUAUAUACAUAUAUAUAUAUAUAUAUAUGUCCAAGAAAUCGCACACUUGCCUCAUCUUGCCCAAAAAUGUAUUCUGUUUACUUUCCUAUACAUUUUUGGGCGCAACUGAAUAUGCAAUAGAAGAGACAGAUAAUCUAUCACCUACAACCCAUUUUUUUCAUACUUUUUAACACAGUAUAAGCUACUUUCAUACAGGGGAUUUCACUUCUAACUUUUAUCUCUGCAGGCCAGAUUUUCUUGGGGGAAAUAUUCAGGAAAUUGUAAUCGGACUCACACAAACCACCUGUUUGAUGUUUGAGUACAAGGUGACCAAAGGUGACAUAUUACACAUAAUGUCAGCGUCAACUAUGGUGGUCUGGCAUGACAAAUUGUACAGGUCCCCCCCCCCCUCCUUUUUUCUUUUUAACAAGUCUUUAGUCAAAUUGUGAAAUACUGUGAAUAGAAUAGGACUCGGGCUUUUUCAUACACAAACUGUUUGUGAAAGUAAUCAACCAGCUUGAAUCUAAAAAAAAAAAAAAAAAAAUUGCACUACCCAAAUAUUGUUUGAAAGUCUAUUUUGUAUAAAACAUAUGCAGACAGAAGCUUUGAGAAAAACAUAGGGCGAAUCACGUUUAACUGGCGUAUGUUUUCUCAAAUAAAAAAAAGCUUUUUUUUUUGUUUUGCUCAAAUUAAGUUUAAUAUGUACAUAUAAUCCAUUGUAAAGAACAUGUGGUGUAUUUGUCUUCAGAUGGUUUUUCAGUACCUACCCUCUGUAUUAUUUCUCCUCUGUAGCGUGACUCUUGUUGAUCUUUUUCCUCCAUCGAUUAAAAAUCGAACCGUAUGUGUUUGUGUGGUACUUCUCAAGUAAAAGCGUCUGUAUGCAGACGUUAGCCCCCCCCCCCAUCUUUCUUUUUUUUAAUAAAAACAUGAAAGAUGUUUUUAUAAAACAUCUUUCAUAAUAAAAGGUCAUUUAGGCAAGAGAAGCAAUAUACAUCUUGCAGAAAUAUUUAUAUGCCUUAACUUUUUCUAAUUUUGUCAUAUAAAUCACAGACUUCAGUGUAUUCACAAGGAUUUUAUGUGUGGAUUGAAAUUAUGUAGUGCGUAUUUAUUAAGUGGAAGGAAAAUGGUGCAUAGUGUUCAAACUGUUUUACAGACAAAAAUUUGAAAAGUUUGGCAUGGCUUUUUUUUUUUAUUAACCACCCUUUACUUAAAUGCCCCUAAAUAAAAUUCAGUCCAACCAA
Molecule: messenger RNA, 6945 nt
Organism: Girardinichthys multiradiatus
Lineage: Eukaryota; Metazoa; Chordata; Actinopteri; Cyprinodontiformes; Goodeidae
Gene: nr3c1
Product: nuclear receptor subfamily 3, group C, member 1 (glucocorticoid receptor)
Exons: 9
Coding region: 279-2582 (767 amino acids)
Biological process (GO): regulation of DNA-templated transcription; nuclear receptor-mediated glucocorticoid signaling pathway
Cellular component (GO): nucleus
Molecular function (GO): DNA-binding transcription factor activity; nuclear glucocorticoid receptor activity; sequence-specific DNA binding
Source: RefSeq, a predicted model, not a curated record